UUUGCUCCCGCCCCCGGCUCCUCCCAGCAGCUCGGCAUGGAGGACCGGGGGGGCGGCUGGAGGGACCUGGAGAAGCUGUUCGAAGAAGACGACGGAGGAGAGGCGGCGGAAGAGGCAGGGGAGGCGGCGGCCGUUGCAGUUCCGAAGCCUGGAGCCGGCGAAGAGGCUGAGCGGGAACAAGGCGCGGAGGGGCCUCCCGAGUUGGAGUCGGAGUGGAGCUUCGUGGACAUGGAGACGGUAUCGCUGAGCGAUCUGCCCAGCGGGCUCAUCGCCUGCAACCUGCCUUUGGCUGUCUUCUUCGCGGAUGGGCCGUGCAGGACCAGAUUUGAAGCCCUUUUUAAAAAAUAUGACAAAGAUGUCACCUUUCAGUAUUUUAAGAGUUUUAAAAGAAUAAGGAUAAACUUCAGCAACCCAUUGUCAGCUGCAGAUGUUAAAAUUCGAUUGCACAAGACAGAGUUCCUUGGAAAAGAACUAAAAUUGUAUUUUGCUCAGUCUUUGCAUAUUGGAAGCCCCCAUUUAGCACCACCAGCUCCAGAAAAGCAGUUUCUGAUCUCACCUCCAUCAUCUCCGCCUGUUGGUUGGACACAAGCCGAUGAUGCUACACCUGCCAUUAACUAUGAUCUUUUAUAUGCAAUCUCUAAACUAGGACCAGGGGACCAGUAUGAACUUCAUGCUGCAACUGAAACUACUCCCAGUGUUGUUGUCCACGUGUGUGAAACCGAUGAGGCUCACGAGGCACUAGAAGAUGGAGAAGCUGCUAAGAAACCAAAACCAAAAAUUAUACAAACCAGGAGGCCAGACUAUGUGCCUACUUAUCAAAGCUGAACAACAUAGAGCUUUCAGGUGUUUCAAACUGGCAUGCUCAAGGGAGGCAUUGAUGAAAUGAUGAGUCACAAUUUUGAUGUCGUUAAGAGGCAGAAGCAGAAAUUCAAACAGAAAGAUACUUUGAGAAAGGGAAUAUCUUCAUUUGUUUGUCUUUAAGUGCUGCUCUUUGGCUCAUGAGACAGUUCUCAACCUGAAGCUCCUGAAUGGUUGUCCAGAAGAAUAAUCAAACAUGGUGACUUUGGAGUGAGUCCGUCUACUGUUUGUGCUUAGGGAGAUUUCCAAAUAUUCUAGAUUUCUGUUACAAAGCAGCUGGGGAUGCCUCUGCUCUGUAUGUGUAAUAUCCUAUGAGGAGUUAUCUAAUUCAUAGGUUAGAUGGUAUGGCUGCAAUUCUAAAAUACACUCAUCGGUGAAUUCAUCCUGGGAAUCAGCAGAACAAGUUACUGGGGGUAUUAGAAAUGCAGUCUGUAUAUGGCAACUAGUGAAAAAGACAGAAUUUUGAAGAAGUAGGAUAUUGUUAAUCAUUUUUAAUGUUAGAUUUUCUGCAUGCAUGUAGAACUUCAGAAGUAAGUUUCUUUCUAAUUUUAUGUUGUUGAGGAAAAUUUCAGAUACUAAUUUCUCAGCUGUCAUUCUGAAUUAUGUUUGUAUUGGCUUUCAUUUUUCAGUGGGAACAUAUGCUUAGUAAAACUCAUAAGUUUGGUGCAAUAUCCCUUUUUAAUGUUAACUGCCAAUGUAUGGUUUAUCUAGAAAAUGUAUAAAAUACUUGUGCAAAUUUUAAGUGGGUGACUGAUUUUAAAUUGUUCUAAAUGAAAUUAUUUAUUUUGGUUUAAACCAUCUUGACUUCUUUACUGAUCAGAAGUACAAGAAACCCGGAGACUAAUAUUGUUACAGUACGCAAACAGUGAGAGACUAUAAGUUGUAUUUUCUUAGUCACGAAUGUGUACAUUUAUAACUGUUGCUGUUAAAUGUUGUUAAUGGUGCUUGAGCACAGCUAGUGUGAUAACAAAUGUGAACUAUGGCAUUUGAGAAGAAUGGAGUGCCUUUUUUCAUUAAUUCUGGGGGAGGGAUGAUUGUUGUACUAGCUCAAAGCUUAGGUUGUUUUUUAUUGGCAGUGGAUGUUUGAUAGAGCUCUCUUAUGCUUAAGCAUCAUCAUCUAUGAUGUAAUUCCCAGUAUUUGAUGCAAAGCCACAAUAUACAUUUCUCAGUGCUUUGCUGUAGGAGCAGUGUUCUAGUAGCAGCUGCUAAAGUGGUAGCAGCAAAUAAUGCUUGAAUAAAGCUUAGGUGCACAGUAACAUCCCAUUUCAAGUAUUUCUAAGAAUUUCCUUUUAGAAUGGAUUCUUAACAUUAAAUUGAAAGGUUUUAAGAAUAAACAUAUUUCACAAUUUGUGAUGACUUAACCAUGGUGAUUCUUCUUUUUAUGAUGGUAAGGGAUUUCACACUGCUUGUACCAUUUUUGAAAUAAAAAAGCCUGAUAUUUUCAUACACAUGCCAGUAGCACUCUGUUUUAGGAGAAGAUGUUCUGUUAGUUUCAAAAAGAGAAAUUCAGUGACAGGUUUUCCAAGUUCUACCAUCCAUUUUAGAACAAAUGUAGCUAAUGCAUUAUAAAUAGCUAUAUAAAGUCAGCAGUACUGAAUGUACUAUAUUUGUAUUAUUCCUAUUUUGCCCAAAGUAUAUGUUAAAAGCUAUGACACUAAUGCAGUGCAAAUACAAAUGGAAUAGCCCUAUGUAUUUUGUUUUUGUUUUUCAAAGGAAAAUAAAAGUUUAAUAGACCCAGA
This is a messenger RNA of Varanus komodoensis (Komodo dragon), 2597 nucleotides long. RefSeq names its product regulator of calcineurin 1 (gene RCAN1). The transcript is spliced from 4 exons. Gene Ontology annotation, biological process: calcium-mediated signaling. Bases 37 to 825 code for a protein of 262 amino acids. Gene Ontology annotation, cellular component: nucleus; cytoplasm. The record is from RefSeq and is a predicted model, not a curated record. NCBI's taxonomy places the organism in Eukaryota, Metazoa, Chordata, Lepidosauria, Squamata, Varanidae. Gene Ontology annotation, molecular function: calcium-dependent protein serine/threonine phosphatase regulator activity; nucleic acid binding.